CGGAACCCAAGAGGGAAAGAAAACCAACUAUAUCGUUGUUUUUGUACUGAUUACUGGUGAUCUGUCCCCUCAUGGACGAAAAACGAAUAUUCAGCAGAUCUAAGCGCCAGAAACCUCCAGACGAAGGUGCAUGGGAUUGCAGUGUGUGUACUUACAAAAACUCCCCUGAAGCUUACAAGUGUGAGAUGUGUGAUGUGAGAAAGGGCACAUCAACAAGAAAACCACGAUUAAAUUCGCAAUUGGUUGCACAACAGGUUGCUCAGCAAUAUGUGCCCCCUCCCCCAAAAAAGGAGAAGCUAGAAAACGGAGCCCUGGGGGAGGGGGAAGAGGGGGAGGAAGAAGAAGAGGAGGAGGAGGAAGAAGAGGAAGAAGAAGAAGAAAGGGAAGAACAUGAGGAGGAAAGAGAGGAAGAAGCAGUGGACAGUGAUAGCACCCAGGAGGAUUACCGCUUAGAGUUACCUCCCCCUCCUAUAGAAACUACCACCCUCAGUACCAUCAACAUAAAAAAAGAAAAGAACCAUACAAAUACAGCAAAAAAGAAUACACAUCCACAAAGAUCUUCAAGACUACGGAAUAUUGACCGGAGUAGUGCACGGGAAAUUGCCGUCACUGUGGGAACUGUUACAGUAACUAUUACAGACUAUCAGCCGAAGCGUGAACGCAAAACAUCCACAGAAACUUCCAGCAAUGUGACAUUGGAUAGCUUUGACAAUUCCUCGUCAUCAUCGGGUGUGAGUAACGACCCGCGGGAGGAUGUGACAAUUAACACCAAUAACCAUCAGACCUGACCUGUGGUUAUAGUGACAUCGUUUCAUUUCUCAUUCUACACAGUGGUCAGGACCGACCACCCAAAAUAUGUGCCAUGUGGACAGGCGAUUCUUAUUGUGUUACGGACCUAAUAUUAUCAUUCAUGCUUUAAAAUGUGUGAAUUAACAGAUGGAGGAACAAUUCCUUUUAAAAAUUAAAUUUUUAAAAAGGAAAUUAUUAUCCCCGAGUAUUAUUUAACGUCUUUAGGAGUUGUGUGUGAAGAAUGUAAGUGGACAGACGCAGGACAUUCAUUAUGCUCAUGGAAAAAGUGAUAAAAUUAUAUAUAAAGUCAUGGUGUUACUUUCAUCCUGUUGAAGGCUUUACGUGAGGUUCAUUAAUUUUCACUGUCAACAUUCGGGUCAUUUCUAGAGUUUUCUUCAUCACAUAAUAAUUUUAUUGAAUAAGUUGGAUGUGAAACUGUGAAAAGACACAAGAGAGUUCUACAGCUACAUGUUUAACGUGUGGCUAGCAUGCACUGUCAGAUUUUUGUCAGUAUAUUGUGACUUUGUUCAAAGAUAACAGAUGAUAAUGUUAUUAGUAUUGAUGAGCUGGUGAGAUUAUAUAUAUGUGAAGAAUACAACUGUAAGAAAACUUG
Messenger RNA from Ylistrum balloti, 1402 nucleotides. RefSeq names its product RING1 and YY1-binding protein-like. The coding region runs from base 72 to 788 and encodes 238 amino acids. NCBI's taxonomy places the organism in Eukaryota, Metazoa, Mollusca, Bivalvia, Pectinida, Pectinidae. Gene Ontology annotation, molecular function: transcription coregulator activity; DNA binding. The transcript is spliced from 4 exons. Gene Ontology annotation, cellular component: nucleus. Gene Ontology annotation, biological process: positive regulation of DNA-templated transcription. The record is from RefSeq and is a predicted model, not a curated record.